AUGGCCCAGCCAUCCUCCGGUGACCGCCAAACCGAUGCCUUCCUCCAAGCCCAUCCCGAAGUGCUCGUCGGCCGCGACGCUCUCGAAAAGGCCGAGAGGGAGUUUGGAGACGACACCUUCUCCAUUGUGAACAAGCCGACCGGCAGCAUCGUCCUCGUCCAGCAUUUCAACCCGGAUACCCUGGAGCGCCUGUUCGCCGUCGCCCUCGUCAGUGACGAAAGGGCCGAGGCGUACUACCGAGAGCAGAAUCAGGAUGGCGACGAGGCAGACGAGACCAGCUGCGCUGGGUGCGGGGCGGGAUCAAGUCGGGCGGCUGUGGAGGGGCCGGACCGGUUCCUGUACACGCGCAUGGUCACCUGCAACGAGGGUUGCCCUGAAGCUCAAGUGGGGAGGAUGUGGCCGGCUUAG
Molecule: messenger RNA, 408 nt
Organism: Ustilaginoidea virens
Lineage: Eukaryota; Fungi; Ascomycota; Sordariomycetes; Hypocreales; Clavicipitaceae
Exons: 1
Coding region: 1-408 (135 amino acids)
Source: RefSeq, a predicted model, not a curated record